Messenger RNA from Euleptes europaea (tarantolino), 3288 nucleotides. RefSeq names its product nicotinamide nucleotide transhydrogenase (gene NNT). Bases 9 to 3260 code for a protein of 1083 amino acids. The record is from RefSeq and is a predicted model, not a curated record. The transcript has 21 exons. NCBI's taxonomy places the organism in Eukaryota, Metazoa, Chordata, Lepidosauria, Squamata, Sphaerodactylidae. Gene Ontology annotation, molecular function: NADP binding; NAD binding. Gene Ontology annotation, cellular component: mitochondrial inner membrane. Gene Ontology annotation, biological process: NADPH regeneration; proton transmembrane transport.
CAAGCAACAUGGCGGGCCUCUUGCGCACCGUCGUCAUCAGCUGCUCCAGUCCUCUCUUCAACAAUGUGAUGUGCCACAAGGUCAAGACUUCAUGCCUACGAACAUUCCGCACCCACCAGAUCCUCUGGUGCCAAGCCCCUGUCAAACCAGGUAUCCCAUACAAGCAGCUAACGGUAGGAGUUCCCAAGGAGAUCUUUCAGAACGAGAAGAGAGUUGCCUUGUCACCGGCAGGGGUUCAAGCGCUGGUGAAGCAAGGCUUCAACGUUGUCGUGGAGUCGAGUUCCGGCGAAGCGUCCAAAUUCUCCGAUGACCAUUACAGAGAGGCAGGGGCUCAGAUCCAAGGAACCAAGCAAGUGUUGGCUUCUGAUUUAGUUCUCAAAGUGAGGGCUCCUAUGUUUAAUCCUGCGCUGGGCAUGCACGAAGUGGACCUCUUUAAGCCAUCUGCGACCCUGAUCAGUUUCAUCUACCCGGCUCAAAACCCAGACCUUCUGAACAAGCUGUCAGAAAGAAACACGACCGUCUUGGCCAUGGAUCAGGUUCCACGGGUGACCAUCGCUCAGGGAUAUGAUGCUCUCAGCUCCAUGGCCAACAUUGCUGGCUACAAGGCGGUUGUGCUAGCAGCCAAUAAUUUUGGCCGUUUUUUCACGGGCCAGAUCACAGCAGCCGGCAAGGUCCCUCCAGCUAAGGUUCUGAUCAUUGGAGGCGGAGUUGCUGGGUUAGCAUCGGCGGGAGCAGCCAAGUCGAUGGGAGCUGUAGUUCGUGGGUUUGAUACCAGAGCUGAAGCGUUGGAGCAAUUCAAAUCACUUGGUGCCGAGCCUUUGGAGGUAGACUUAAAAGAAUCUGGGGAAGGACAGGGAGGUUAUGCAAAAGAGAUGUCCAAAGAGUUCAUUGAGGCUGAAAUGAAACUCUUUGCGAAACAGUGCCAGGAAGUUGACAUUAUUAUCACAACAGCACUCAUACCUGGUAAAAAAGCACCUAUCCUGUUUAGGAAAGAUAUGAUCGAGACGAUGAAAGAAGGCUCAGUUGUUGUAGAUCUAGCCGCUGAAGCAGGGGGAAAUAUUGAAACUACCAAGCCAGAUGAGCUCUACAUUCACAAGGGAGUUACCCACAUAGGUUACACGGACCUCCCCAGCAGAAUGGCCACCCAAGCCAGCUCGCUCUAUUCCAACAACAUCACCAAGCUGCUGAAGGCCAUCAGUCCGGACAAAGAGAAGUUCUACUUUGACCUGAAGGAUGAAUUUGAUUAUGGUACUUUGGACCAUGUUGUUAGAGGCACGGUAGUAAUGAAGGAUGGAAGGGUGAUUUUCCCAGCACCACCUCCAAAGCAUGUUCCUCAAGGGGCACCUGUGAAGCGGAAGACGGUGGCAGAGCUGGAAGCGGAAAAAGCAGCCUCCGUUACACCUUUCCAGAAAACCUUGACUUCCGCAUCUAUGUACACAGCAGGUCUAGGCAGCGUUCUCGGGUUGGGCAUCGCCGCUCCCAAUUCUGCUUUCACUCAGACGGUGACCACGUUUGGCUUGGCUGGGAUCGUCGGGUACCACACGGUGUGGGGUGUGACCCCUGCGCUCCACUCGCCCCUCAUGUCUGUGACCAAUGCCAUCUCAGGGCUGACUGCUGUUGGUGGAUUGGCUCUGAUGGGGGGGAAAUACCUCCCCGAAAACAUCCCUCAGAGCCUCGCUGUUCUUGCUGCUUUUGUGUCUUCCGUCAACAUUGCAGGUGGCUUUCUGGUCACGCAGAGAAUGCUGGACAUGUUCAAGCGCCCCACCGAUCCUCCGGAGUACAAUUAUUUAUAUCUGUUGCCUGCUGGUGCAUUUGUAGGGGGAUACGGAGCAGCUCUCCAAAGCGGUUAUAACGUUGAACAGAUGGUGUACCUGGGUUCGGGCUUGUGCUGCGUCGGUGCCCUGGCUGGGCUGUCCACUCAAGGAACAGCUCGACUCGGCAAUGUUUUGGGCAUGGUGGGUGUGGCUGGAGGCGUGGCUGCUACCCUUGGAGGUCUGAAGCCGUCCCCUGAAUUGCUGGCUCAGAUGUCGGGCGCGAUGGCCGUCGGUGGCACCAUCGGUCUGACGAUCGCUAAACGCAUCCAGAUUUCAGACUUACCUCAGUUAGUGGCUGCUUUUCACAGCUUAGUGGGCCUGGCUGCGGUCCUCACGUGCGUGGCAGAGUACAUGAUUGAGUAUCCCCACUUUGCUACCAGCGAAGCCGCAAACCUCACCAAGAUCAUUGCUUAUCUUGGCACGUAUAUUGGAGGUGUAACCUUCAGCGGUUCUCUUGUCGCUUAUGGAAAGCUACAGGGUAUCCUGAAUUCUGCCCCACUCCUCUUGCCGGGUCGACACUUAUUGAAUGCUGGUUUGUUAGCGGCAAGUGUAGGCGGCAUGGUUCCCUACAUGAUUGAUCCAAGUUACACUACAGGGUUGACUUGUUUAGGGUCCGUGUCAGCUCUGUCUGCUGUCAUGGGUGUAACUUUGACAGCAGCCAUAGGAGGGGCGGACAUGCCAGUGGUCAUUACUGUACUGAACAGCUAUUCCGGGUGGGCGCUGUGUGCCGAAGGAUUCCUGCUCAACAACAACUUGCUGACGAUCGUGGGCGCUCUGAUUGGUUCCUCUGGUGCUAUUCUCUCUUACAUCAUGUGUGUGGCCAUGAACCGUUCCCUUGCUAAUGUGAUCCUGGGUGGAUACGGCACGACUUCAAUGGCUGGUGGGAAGCCAAUGGAAAUCUCCGGCACUCACACAGAAGUGAAUCUGGACAAUGCAGUUGACAUGAUCAAGGAAGCCAAUAACAUCAUCAUCACCCCAGGUUACGGUCUGUGUGCUGCCAAAGCGCAGUACCCGAUUGCUGACUUGGUAAAAAUGAUGACUGAAAAAGGCAAGAAAGUUCGAUUUGGCAUUCAUCCUGUGGCUGGUCGUAUGCCCGGGCAACUGAACGUGCUCCUUGCGGAAGCCGGAGUCCCCUAUGACAUUGUCCUAGAAAUGGAUGAGAUAAACCAUGACUUUCCAGAAACAGACCUGGUCCUUGUUAUUGGAGCCAAUGACACUGUUAAUUCGGCUGCCCAGGAAGAUCCAAACUCUAUCAUUGCAGGAAUGCCUGUUCUGGAAGUCUGGAAGGCAAAGCAGGUUAUUGUUAUGAAGAGAUCUCUGGGCGUUGGCUACGCAGCUGUGGAUAAUCCAAUCUUUUACAAGCCCAAUACAGCCAUGCUUCUGGGGGAUGCUAAGAAGACCUGUGAUGCCCUGCAGGCCAAAGUGAGAGACGCCUUGCAGAACUGAAUGCCUUCUGUUUAAAGAAAAGCCUAUC